Messenger RNA from Phytophthora infestans T30-4, 1069 nucleotides. RefSeq lists its product as uncharacterized. The transcript has a single exon. Gene Ontology annotation, biological process: proteolysis. The record is from RefSeq and is a predicted model, not a curated record. Bases 33 to 1007 code for a protein of 324 amino acids. Gene Ontology annotation, molecular function: protein binding. NCBI's taxonomy places the organism in Eukaryota, Oomycota, Peronosporomycetes, Peronosporales, Peronosporaceae. Gene Ontology annotation, cellular component: extracellular region.
CUCUUCAGAGCACAAGACUCAAGAUAUCCGCGAUGCAAGUGGUUGGACUCCUCGUUCUUGCUGCAACUCUGGCUUCUUUCUCCGCCCAGGCUGCCGUCACGGACAACCACCAAUGCUACGUUGAACCUGGCUUCGACUACAUCGCCAACGAUAUCGGGAACGCAACCGCUUCGACUGCAGACGGUUGUUGCACAAAGUGUGAAACCUUCCCCGGGUGCAAAGCAUAUUCCUGGACGGAUCAAAAUGGCGGCACGUGCUGGCUUAAGAGUGGUCGUGGUACUAUCGUCGUGAGCUCAAACGUUCAGUCGGCGACGUUGCAGCCUCUUGGCGACCCCAACAACUUCGGUGGUUGCCAGCUGGACGAAGGCAUCGACUACGUGGGGAACGACAUCGGUAAUGUGCGCAUGCUCAAGCCCCUUGGUUGCUGCAGCUCCUGCUUACACUUCCCCGGAUGUCGCGCCUUCACAUUCACCACAUUCAACGGCGGCACUUGCUGGCUCAAAAGCGCGAAGGGACCGACAGUCGUGAACCCUGCGGCUCGUUCAGCUCAGCCAUACCUGGAAGCCCCGUCUUGUGGACUAGAGUUUGGCGUCGAUUAUGUGGGCAACGACAUCGGCAGUGCUCCGGCCAGUAAAGCGCAGGACUGUUGCGACGUGUGCUCAAAGAAGGACGGUUGUCGGGCGUUCUCGUGGACGGAUCAGAACGGCGGCACUUGUUGGCUCAAGAACCGGAAGGAUGGUACCAUUCUCAAGAAAGGAGUCACUUCGGCUCAAGUCAAGUCUAACCCGGCGUCUCCAAGUUGUGCACUGGAACUGGAUGUGGAUUACAAGGGCAAUGACAUCGGAAAUGCUCCGAGCUCGGACCCGUAUGCCUGUUGCUCCAAGUGUAUGGCCAGAAGCGGUUGCAACGCUUUCUCGUGGUCGAACCACAACGGUGGGACGUGCUGGUUUAAGAGCUCCAAGGGCGCGACAGAGACCAAGAUUGGGGUCAAGUCGGCCAUCGUCUAGUUCAAUUGUUGUUAGCAAGCUACAUGGAUAUAUGCGAUCAUUUCCAUCGAAUGUUUCUAACU